Molecule: messenger RNA, 2631 nt
Organism: Pimephales promelas (fathead minnow)
Lineage: Eukaryota; Metazoa; Chordata; Actinopteri; Cypriniformes; Leuciscidae
Source: RefSeq, a predicted model, not a curated record
CGAUGACAUGCAGUGGCCCAACGGUGAGAUGGAGAUACCCAGCUCGGUCUGCAGUCUGCCCUGUAAAACGGGUCAACGCAAGAAGAUGGUGAAAGGCAUGCCGUGCUGCUGGCACUGCGAGCCCUGCGACGGCUACCAGUACCAGUACGACGAGACUUCCUGCAAGCUGUGCUCGUACAACAUGCGUCCCAACCCCAACCGGACGGCCUGCCAGCCCAUCCCGAUCGUCAAGCUGGAGUGGCAUUCUCCCUGGUCCAUCAUUCCCGUCUUCCUGGCAAUGCUCGGCAUCAUCGCCACCAUCUUCGUCAUGGCGACGUUCAUCCGCUACAACGACACCCCGAUCGUAAGAGCGUCCGGGAGGGAGCUUAGCUACGUUCUGCUGACCGGGAUAUUCCUGUGUUACAUCAUCACCUUUGUAAUGAUCGCCACGCCGGAUGUGGCCGUUUGCUCCUUUAGACGGAUCUUCCUUGGGUUGGGAAUGUGUAUCAGCUACGCCGCUCUGCUCACUAAGACCAAUCGAAUUUACCGGAUCUUCGAGGAAGGGAAGAGGUCGGUUACUCCGCCUAAACUGAUCAGCCCGACGUCCCAGUUAGCGAUCACGUCUAGCCUCAUCUCCUUCCAGCUCUUAGGGGUCCUCAUAUGGUUCGGAGUGGAUCCCCCGAACACCAUAGUCGAUUACGACGAGCAGAAGACCAUAAACCCCGACAAGGCCCGAGGGGUUCUCAAGUGUGACAUUACAGACCUACAAAUCAUUUGCUCUCUCGGAUACAGCAUCUUGCUGAUGGUAACAUGUACGGUAUAUGCCAUCAAGACGCGAGGCGUUCCGGAAAACUUCAACGAAGCCAAACCCAUCGGCUUUACCAUGUACACCACUUGCAUCGUGUGGCUCGCCUUCAUUCCCAUUUUCUUUGGGACGGCGCAAUCUGCAGAAAAGCUCUACAUCCAGACCACCACGCUGACCAUCUCCAUGAAUCUGAGCGCGUCCGUGGCUCUGGGAAUGCUCUACAUGCCCAAGGUCUACGUCAUCAUCUUCCACCCGGAGCUCAACGUGCAGAAGCGGAAGCGGAGCUUCAAGGCCGUGGUGACGGCGGCCACCAUGUCCUCGCGUCUAUCGCACAAACCCAGCGACCGGCCAAACGGCGAGGCCAAAACCGAACUGUGUGAAAAUGUGGAUCCCAACAGUCCUGCCGCUAAGAAGAAAUACGUGAGUUACAAUGACCUUGUGAUCUGAGGGCCUCCAUCACAGGGGGAAGGUGAUCGAUGGCAGUUCCUGGGUUCUCUCGGCUCUUUGGCACAAAAGUAAAGCGGGAAAAAGGCUUUCGGUGUACCUCCCUUUCCAUCCUUCUUUUGUCCGAGGGCCAGGACAGUGACUGGGCCCUCAGCUAAACCAACGACAGAGGAUCUCAGUUGAUUUUCGACACCUUUAAGUAAAAUAAAAAGGCAAAACCACCCCUCACCCCCCACCCAAAAAAAGAAAAAAAAAUCACAAAAAUAAAUUGACAUCUGCAAAAAAAAAGAAAAAAACACAGUAGCAGAAAUCAACGGAUUGUACAACCGGAGGAAAUAUACAUUUUAGUUGUUUUUUGUUUUCUUCUGAUGGAGGUGUAACAGUGGCACAACACGACUGACCUCCUGUCAGUCAACGAUUGAGGUUGCACUUGCCGUGAUGGACCUUCGACAAGGCGUUUGUUCUGAUGAUCCAUCACAGACUUUCUUCAGGGCGCUGAUGAAUCGACAUGGCUUUGGAAUGCUGGGCCGAGAGGUCCUCCUCAUCUUUACAUGUACUUCCAAACUGCAAGUUUUUUUGGGAUUUUUCCGUGCAAAUUUGUGUGGUUCUUUCAGCAUUUCCGUUUUCCUUCGCUGUCGGGAUUUUUACGUUUUGCCUUUCUGGAUGCACAUUGUAUUAAAGCCAUAUUCUUCUCUAUGAGAUCUCAUUUUUUUGGGAAUAUUUUCUGUUUUACGGUCUUUAUUUUGAGGGAUACCAUUCGAUUUCCCCCUUUAACAUGAUCAAUGUGACCGUAUGCCUCACAUUUUUCUACAUUCCCACCAUGUUUGUAAGGGUUCGUAGACCAUCGACUGUGUUGUUAGUGACUUUGAGAGAUGUUGCAUUGGUUUUACAGUAACUAAACCCUGGUGACCGAUGGUGUUUCAUGGAAUUCUUUUUUAAAGAAAGUGUUCACGUAGCAGUUGUCAAUGCAUGCUUGAUAUGUUUGAUGUUGAAGUAAAUGAAAAACUCACCACAGUUUUCUCACACUGGCCUGUUUACAGAUAAUUUUAAAGCCUUUAUUGAUUUCUCUCUUUUUUUCCUUAAGUACUAUCUCAUGAAUUUCUCAGACAUUCACUCACUCAAGGCAGAAUAUGGCUUUAAUUUGUCUUGGAAUUUUUAACUGCCCCAGAACUUAUGGAGAAAAAUUGUGCAAAAGAUAUCAAUAUAUAUUUAAAAAAAAUAUAUGAAAAAAAAUAAAAAGCAUGUAUGUUUUAUACUGUUUGUACUAAGUAUUCAUGUUGCCCUUGCUGCUUAUGUGCUGAUAUUGUGGAAGACUUUUAUGUUUGGCCACUCAUGCAACUAUACUGUGGUGUUGUCCAAGAAUGUACCAACAUGAAAUAAAACCAUUUGGUUAUUUUUUAUUA